AUGUCCGUGGUUCACGAACACGGCAGUCUUUGUCAUUACGCAGCGGAAACAGAUAUCAUAACAAGCUCUUUAUUAUGUGGAGUUUCUUUGCUUACGAUGACGGCAAUAAGCGUGGACAGACUUCUCGUCCUGUUGUUGGGCCUGAGAUACAAAGAGAUUGUAACUUUGAAGCGUAUUUAUAUCACUGUAGCCACCUUUUGGUUGUUUUGUCUUGUCGCCUCUAUAUGCGCCAUUUUUGAUCAGCUUAUAAUUGUUUUGUAUUACUGGGUAUUGAUACCACUUUCACUGCUUAUUUCACUCGCCUCGUAUACGAAGAUUUUUUGCACUAUAAGACAUCAUCAGGCUCAAGUACAAGAUCACGUUCAACAACAGCCGAGGCAACCAAAUGCACUGCACAUGACACGAUACAGAAAGGCAGUGCACAGUGCACUGUGGGUACAGUUAGCAUUAGUUGUUUGUUAUACACCAUUCUUUAUUGUAGGAAUUGUAGCCACUUAUGGUAAAACAUAUUCCUCACAUUUAAGCGUCGCAUUUGCAAUGGCAACUAUCUUAGUUUACUUUAACUCGACGUUAAACCCGUUUCUUUACUGCUGGAAGAUUAGUGAGGUGAGACGAGCAAUGAAGCAGACAAUCAGACAAGCACUUUGCUGUCCAUGGAGUUAG
Messenger RNA from Pocillopora meandrina, 663 nucleotides. The record is from the annotation of a GenBank genome assembly. NCBI's taxonomy places the organism in Eukaryota, Metazoa, Cnidaria, Anthozoa, Scleractinia, Pocilloporidae.